AUGGCGAGCACAACCUGGACCAAACUUGCCGCGAGCUCCUCACUUCGGCGGUCGUCUCAGACGCUGUGUGUAAUUGGAAAGACAGCCUACAUCUAUGGGGGAGAACUGCGUCCGCGUGAGCCGGUCGAUUCAGACGUGUACCAAUUUACGCUGAGUCAAGAUCAAAUUGACCAGGGAGGAUCUGUCUCUCGCAUAAGUCCAACGUCCUCACCACAACCUAGGGUGGGCUCGGCGUCAACGGCUUUCAAUGGGCGACUUUAUGUUUUCUCGGGCCGUGGCGGGAUAGCUAUGGCACCAAUUGAAGAGAAUGGAUCAUGGUGGAGCUUUGAUCCCAAAGAUCAAGCCUGGCAUACCAUAGUGCCCAAGAAUUCUCAGUCACCAUUUCCGACUGGCCGCAGCUAUCAUGCUCUUGCAAAUGACGGAGAUGAUAAAAUUUAUCUUCACUCAGGUUGCCCCGAGAAAGGUAGAUUGGCCGACUUAUGGGUGUUUACUGUCACGCAUCGAGAGUGGCAGGAGCUUCCUUCAGCCCCUGCACCAGCCAGGGGCGGAGCAUCAAUUGCAUUUACAAACGGCAAAUUGUGGCGGAUGAAUGGAUUUGAUGGGACAAAGGAGCAGGGGGGCAAACUUGACGUUUUCGAUCCUACUGCCAAUUCUUGGAGCUCGAUUGCCUUUCCUGCCAACGGUCGAGAAGGGCCUGCACCUCGCAGUGUGAGCUGUUUGCUUCCAUUGACCGUCCGUGGAAGGAAGUGUCUCUUGACUAUGUUGGGAGAAAGCGACCCCAGUAACUUAGGCCAUCAAGGUGCCGGAAAGAUGCUCGGAGACAUUUGGCUUUUUGACAUUUCGUCCCAAGCGUGGCGGGAGGUUCUCGUUCAAGGUCCCGACAAGCCAUCGCCGAGAGGUUGGUUUGCGGCCGAUGUUCUCGAUGAAUCGAAUAUUCUGAUCCAAGGGGGUCUAUCAGCGUCAAAUGAUAGGCUGGACGAUCUGUGGCUGUUGCAGCUCUAA
Exophiala aquamarina CBS 119918 is the source of this 1002-nucleotide messenger RNA. RefSeq lists its product as uncharacterized. The coding region runs from base 1 to 1002 and encodes 333 amino acids. The record is from RefSeq and is a predicted model, not a curated record. NCBI's taxonomy places the organism in Eukaryota, Fungi, Ascomycota, Eurotiomycetes, Chaetothyriales, Herpotrichiellaceae. Gene Ontology annotation, molecular function: protein binding. The transcript is spliced from 2 exons.